AUAUUCAGUGCACUCUACGCAUCUCGUCAGAUCAUAACCGUCCGCAAAUUACGAAUCGCGUCUGGACCGAGCCGAGUUGGUAACCAAAAAAAAAACAACAACAACAACAACAAUAUCGUACUCCGAAAAGUAGACGAGUUUUGUUUUUUCUCACCAUGAAGUGGAUAGCCGUGUUUUCGUUUCUCGCAAUCAUCGGGGUAGCGUUCGCCGAAAUCGAACAACGAACUGCGCGACAGUCGAUAGAGGAAUCACCGGAGACCUUGGCGUCGUCCUUGAACAAGGACUGCAACAAAUCCUACAGUGCUACCUGCUUGAAAUUGGACGUGGUGUCGUUCGUCGACAAAUUAUCGGAGACCGAAGACCUGGGAAUACUUCCGGGAGUAUCGUUGGUGAAGGAGAAUGAUUCCAAGGACGUUCCCUCCUCGGAAGUGGUGGCCAAUCUGGCCAGGGACUUCCCCAACGACGUUGACAAGAGGCUCGACGCUUACCUCGUCCACAAGGUCGGAAGUUACCUGAACAGUCACGCGAUAUCCAUAAAAUUAUUCGAUCCGAGAACUUUCGAAGCCGCCCGCAGCUUCAACGAGGAGACGCUCAGCCAAUUGGGACUAGGCGGAAACCAGAACGUCGAAACCGGUCGUAAAAAGGACAAAGGUGGUAUGGGCGGUCUGAUGGCGGGUCUCCUGAUGAUGAAGGGUACCCUGGGCGCCGUUGGAUUCGGCGCGCUCGCUCUUCUAGCCGGUAAAGCUCUGAUGACGGGUCUGAUGGCGUUGAUGCUCUCGGCUAUCGUAGGUCUCAAAUCGCUCGCCGGGGGUGGCGAGAAGAAAACGACCUACGAAAUAGUCAGCAAGCCGGUUUACUCCGCUUCCCACACUCACAGCUCGGAGGAACACCACGGCCACGGCUACGGGCACUCGGGUUACGGACGUUCGUUGGACGACGCCCACGAAUCCCUGCAGGACGCCGUGGUGAAAUACGGAAACGUCAGGGAUCGUCGGUCAAUUAAAAACUAAGACCUAGUAUCAAUGCUCAAUGACCAAAAAAAAAAGAAAAAGAAAGAGAC
Molecule: messenger RNA, 1060 nt
Organism: Athalia rosae (coleseed sawfly)
Lineage: Eukaryota; Metazoa; Arthropoda; Insecta; Hymenoptera; Athaliidae
Gene: Osi16
Exons: 2
Coding region: 156-1010 (284 amino acids)
Source: RefSeq, a predicted model, not a curated record